UUACAUUAUGUUGUCUAAUGUCUAUUGUCUAAUAUUAUAAGUUCUUCGAAGUUCUAUGAUAUCAAGAUAAAUAUUGUUAAGUUUUAUUCAUAAUAUUUUUGUUUUCACGUAUUAUAAUAGUGAUAUAAGUAUCAUUUGUUUUUUAAUUCAAACAUUUUCACUUAUAAAUAUGGUUCAAGUUAAUAAAGAAGCGUAUAUACCACUGUUACCUUAUGAUCUAGGAUAUGAAGAAACUAUUUUGCAAUUGAUAAAAUCAUUAGAUUGUCUAGAUAAAGUUGUUGAAUGUGUCUAUGAACAUGUAAGAGGUAAUAUAAACUCACAAAAAUCAGAAAUUGAGAAGCUGAGUGAAAAAUUGAACAACAUAGCUAAGAAAGUACAACAGUUGUCAAAUACCAAAAAAUCAAUUCAAGUUUAUUCCAGUUCAAAAUAUCCAGCUACACAUUUACAAAAAGAUUAUGAAUAUAGUUAUAAUUUUGAAAUAAAAUCUGAUAUUACCGACAAUAUCCAAGUUGCUCAUCAAAUAUGUGUUUCCAAUGACCCAAAUGAUAAGCUUAAAUUUUACCAUGUUAAUGAUGAAAAUAAAAAAUUAUCUAAAAAUAAAGAUAUUAUUCAAAUGAAAGGUCUAGGCAGAUUACCUGAUGAUGUUAAUUACAUAAAUUCCUUGUUAUUAUUUAAUUCUAAUGAAAAUUUAUACAAAAACUAUGUUUUAUCUAAUCCCUAUAAAGUUAAAACAAUACCGACGAGUAAACAAGUCGAAACAGUUCAAUAUAUUAAUAAACCUGUAUUUACACUACCAUUGAAUGAUAUUGAAAAUCAGUUUAAUUAUUCUUAUACACCAGAAUAUGAAGAGGUUCCUACUAUUGAUGUGCCAUCUGAUUUACCCGAUCUUCCAGGAAUUGCGGGUGAUGUAUUAUGUUUUAAAAAUGAAGAAGAAAAUAUUGGCAUGCCACCUGUUAGUAAUCCAUCCAGUGUAGUAGAUCUUCCAAGUUUUGAUGAGUUAGACGAAAUUAAAAAUAAUGAAUCAGUUCCUGAACAAUUGAUACAGACUGAACAAGAAAUCAUUAAACCAGCUGAACUAGAAGAAUUGUCAACUGUUGUAUCUAUUCAAAAUAAAAAUGAUCAUAUUGAAGAAAUUGAUAAUUCUGUUAAAAAGGAUCAAAAUGUUAAUAAAACAUAUAAUGAUAAUAAUAUUAAUACACACAGUGUUUUAAUGGACGAAAUAAGAAAUGCAGGAGGAUUACAAAAAGCUAAAUUACGCUCAGUGGUUGAUAGAAAAACCAACAAUGAAACAAUGCCUACUGGAGAUGGAUUAAUGGCAGAUUUACAUAAAAAAUUAGCAAUGCGAAGACAAGGGAUUUCUGGUAAUAAUAAGCAAAAUGAUAGCGGCUUAGAAGGGGUUAUUUAUCGUAUGGCUUCAACGAUGUUACCUCCAAAUCUUGAAUCUGAAAGUGAAGCAGAUGGGGACGAUGACACAGAAGGUGAUUGGGAUGAUUGAUUAUUCAUUUAGUCCAACAUAACAUACUUUUUUAUUCAUUUAUAAUUAAAUUUGUUUUUUUUUUAUAAAUAUGUAUUAAUGUUAUAUUCAA
Messenger RNA from Melanaphis sacchari, 1586 nucleotides. It is a transcript of the gene wash, whose product is annotated as WASH complex subunit 1. Bases 170 to 1495 code for a protein of 441 amino acids. Gene Ontology annotation, cellular component: WASH complex; early endosome; recycling endosome. The transcript has a single exon. Gene Ontology annotation, molecular function: gamma-tubulin binding; alpha-tubulin binding; actin binding. The record is from RefSeq and is a predicted model, not a curated record. Lineage: Eukaryota; Metazoa; Arthropoda; Insecta; Hemiptera; Aphididae. Gene Ontology annotation, biological process: retrograde transport, endosome to Golgi; exocytosis; endocytic recycling.